AUGACACGCGCUCACUAUUAUCGUUCUCAUCCUCCAGUCGCUGGUAUGCUCAAUAAGCUGCAUGGUCAGCCAGAAAGUUAUGAUAAGAAAGCCAAAUAUAAGUUCGGUCGAACACUCGGUGCUGGGACCUAUGGAAUCGUCAGAGAGGCAGAUGGCCCUACAGGAAAGGUCGCCGUCAAGAUUAUUCUCAAGAAAAAUGUCAAGGGAAAUGAACAGAUGGUUUAUGAUGAACUUGAAAUGUUGCAAAGAAUGAAGCAUAAGCAUAUCGUCAAGUUUGUGGAUUGGUUUGAGUCGAGAUUGGCUAUCGGUGGAGAGUUAUUUGAUCGAAUCUGUGAACAAGGAAGGUUUACGGAAAAAGAUGCUUCGCAAACUAUUCUACAAGUCCUCGAGGCUGUGGAUUACCUUCACGACAACAAUGUUGUUCACAGAGAUCUGAAACCUGAGAACUUACUUUACCUUACAAAAGAUCCUCAUUCCGACCUCGUACUCGCAGAUUUCGGUAUUGCCAAGAUGCUCGAUACAAAAGAUGAAGUUCUUACAACAAUGGCUGGGUCAUUUGGUUACGCUGCUCCUGAAGUUAUGUUAAAGAAGGGACAUGGAAAGCCGGUAGAUAUGUGGUCUAUGGGUGUCAUCACCUAUACACUUCUCUGUGGUUAUUCUCCUUUCCGAAGUGAGAAUCUUCAAGAUCUUAUCGAUGAGUGCAGCAAUGCAAGAGUUAUUUUCCAUGAAAGAUAUUGGAAAGAUGUCAGUGCUGAUGCAAAGGAUUUCAUUGGACAUCUCUUGCAACCAGUUCCAGAAGAUAGAUCUACAAGCAAGGAAGCGCUGGCGCACCCAUGGUUAAGCGGAGAAAAUGCCACCGAUCACAACUUGCUUCCAGAAAUCAAAGCUUACAUGGCCAAAGCACGUCUCCGUCGUGGUAUCGAAAUGGUCAAACUCGCUAAUCGUAUCGAAAUGCUCAAAAUGCAAGAAGACGAUAGUGAAGAAUCAGAUGUCCCCGGAAAUUCUCACGCUGCAGCUAGCGACGCUAUUCCUGGUAGCCCGGAAAGGAAAAAUACUGGUUCAUCUUCAGCUUCUGGAUCUACAUCCCCUGGAGAAAGGAGAAGUUUGAGUAAAGUAGCCAAGGGGGCAAUUUUCAGGGAAGUGGUAUUGGCGAAGGUUAGAGAAGUUAAGGCGGAAGAAGCAGCAGCACAAAUCGAAAGACAAGCAACAGAAGCGGCUAAGAAGAAGAAUCAUACUCAUUAA
Molecule: messenger RNA, 1242 nt
Organism: Sclerotinia sclerotiorum 1980 UF-70
Lineage: Eukaryota; Fungi; Ascomycota; Leotiomycetes; Helotiales; Sclerotiniaceae
Exons: 5
Coding region: 1-1242 (413 amino acids)
Biological process (GO): protein phosphorylation; cellular response to oxidative stress
Molecular function (GO): calcium/calmodulin-dependent protein kinase activity; ATP binding
Source: RefSeq, a predicted model, not a curated record